AUGGAAAUACCUUUAGAUAGGCAAUAAAGUUUAUUAUGCUAGAUAGAGUAUUAGAAAUAGUUUCCCUUAUGUGAAAAGACGGUUUAUAGUUUAAUAACUAUUUUUUAUUGCAUUUCUGCCGUCUUAAUCAUACAAAAUUAGUAAAUAUAAUAACAAACUCAGUUGUAUUGAUCCUUAAUGCUAAACAUCAUAAGUUUUUGCUGAAACAAUAGUAUACUUAUUUGUUGGAGCAAUCAUUUUAAGAUUAUUAAUAAUAAUCGUUUUGGUUAUAUCAUAUAUGAGUCAGAGAGCAUUAGUAACUACUAUAAUUCUUGAAUAGAAAUUGAAUGAAGCAGAGUUUUUUAUAACGAUAGUGUAAAUAUUAAGUAUUUUAAUAGAUUCAUGUUUUUUGCAAUCAUCUUCUAUAUAGGAGCUGAAAAUUGUCACAAAAUGUAGAUUGGGUAUGCUUUUGUCUUCAUCUUAACAUACGUGAUAGUUAGAUUGAUGUGCUUACCAAAUGGAGUAAUCAACUAUUUUGAUGGUGAAUACUUUUGA
Messenger RNA from Paramecium primaurelia, 534 nucleotides. The record is from the annotation of a GenBank genome assembly. NCBI's taxonomy places the organism in Eukaryota, Ciliophora, Oligohymenophorea, Peniculida, Parameciidae.